ACACGUACACUACCACCGCAAUAUAAUACACACUCUACAUUCACCGACGCUCGCGCAUCGACUGUAAAAAGCGAGCGGAGUGGAGUCUGGGAUCAGUCAGUCGAGCGACGAGCGCCGAGGAGCGAGCUUCGUAAAAGUGCGGCUCUCGACGCUACGUCUCACCGUUCGAUUAUACAUUGUUCGCGAAAAAAAAAAACGAACUGUUCGUCUCGACAGUCAAUGAUUUCGUAGUAAACCAUAUUUGUCGAAGGUAUAUACGGAGAAGUAGAUCAUCUGUGUUCAUCGUGAGGACAACGACGCGGCGAAUCAUAACCUCAAAACCAACGUCUCUCUAUCCCUGGAGCAAGUGUGAUAUAUAGAGGAGAAAUUCUCCAGCAUCCGCAACUACUAGUCAUCUCCCGACUGCGAUAGUCCGUAGGAGUAUACAACGCGUCGGAAGAGGAGGAAGGACGAAGCCAAUUGUGUGUAUAAUACCGCCGCGCCCUUGCGACCGCGCGGGGGAGGCUCUAUGGGGCGAGACGAGAAAUCGUCGGCUUGAGAGCUAGCGAGAGAGAGAGAGAGAAAGAGAGAGGUAGAUACAGAAAACUCGUCGGUGCAUCAGAGAACUCGAAAACAAGCCAAGAUGUCGACUGCACUGCUGGCCCUCUUCGCCGUGAUCCUCUGCAUCCUCUUCAGGAUCCUGAACGUCAACAGUGCGCCGCAGAAGCCGGUGCUCAUCUGCAAGGACCAAAACUUCCUCACCACCGUUCUCAAGAUCGCACCCGUCAUCUCGGAGCCAUACAAACCGACGAGAUUAUGGGGAUUCAGCGGACACGUGCAGACAAUUGUCCACAGUAUAAUUGGCAGAGUGCGAUGCCCAUGGCCUAUCGGCGAGCGCGUCUACAUCGGACUUCCCGACGACACGACGCUCACCUACGAUCUCUACCAGCCGUUGACCAACGGACAUGAAGAUGACGUGACGAUAGCCAUUUGUCCCGGAAUCGGAAACAGCUCGGAGAGCGUCUACAUCAGGACGUUCGUGCACUUCGUUCAAUGCCACGGAUACAGGUGCGCCGUACUCAAUCACGUGGGCGCCUUGUCCAGCGUCCAAGUUACCUCGCCCAGGAUCUUCACGUAUGGCCACACCGACGACUACCACACGAUGCUGAAAAAUUUACUGGAAAAACACCCGAGCACAAAGAUAGUCUGCAUUGGGUUCAGCCUUGGCGGUAAUUUAGUGACCAAAUACAUGGGCGAACAGGGAACCAAUAAGCUGUCCAACAUUAUUGGAGGCAUCUCCAUCUGCCAAGGCUACAAUGCUAUUGAAGGCACAAAUUUUCUGCUCAACUGGACGAACUUCCGCCGGUUCUACCUCUACGUCAUGACGGAAUCUGUGAAGAACAUUAUUUUGAGGCACAAAAACGUAUUGCUGUCGGAGGAGGUGAAGCAACGGCACAAUCUUAACGAGAAGGACAUCGUGUCCGCGGCUACUUUGCCCGAAUUGGACGAAGCCUAUACGAGAAGGGUACACAACUUUAGAUCCGUAAAGGAGCUCUACAAGUGGAGUAGCUCCGCAUAUUAUCUGGAUAACAUCUCGACGCCUAUGGUCUUUGUCAACGCACUGGACGAUCCUAUUGUUCCUGAAUCGCUGCUAAAGCCUAUCAAGGAAUUUGCUGCUAACAAACCGCACAGUUUGUACAUCGAGUUGGCUCACGGCGGCCACCUGGGCUUCUACGAGGGCGGCCUCCUCUACCCCAACCCGAUAACUUGGCUAGAUCGCACUCUUGUCUCUCUCGUCGGUUCUCUGACGCUCGCCGCGUCCGACCGCGCUCUCAAGGCCUUCUAGACACGACGUCGAAGUCAACUUCAUAGUUAUCUGCGGUGGACUGGUCAAGGCUACACGAUGAGGGAGAAAACGAAGGAGCCACGCAAAAGUCUCACUUUGAAGCGAAUGUGUGGAAAGAACCGAGUGUACAAAGCCUUUGAAUUGAGAAUUGAGUAUUUGCCAUGUUUUUGUACGUUUUAUGCGUGGUCAGAUUUUUAGAGUAAUUUUCUGGAUCGGCGCAAGAUGAGCGUGGAGGGAGGGAGAGUCUGAUAUGCAUAUAUACGAUAGUAUAAUAAGUAAGAGUUUGCGCUAGCUCGCUCUAUGUAAAUCGUGUGUGUUUUCUCAGUGUUUUAACGAAGUUCGGAAGAGACGGCGCCGAGAAAAGGAAAAAUCAGAUGAGAGGGGGCUUUCUUUCGAGUUCGAGUGCUUGACGUCGCGUUAAAAGUUGUAGUACGUCAAUUAUUUCGUUAGCGUAACGCUGUAACGGACGUUUGUACUUUGUCACGGUUGAAUUUUAUAGAGAUUGUGACAGGUUUUUAACGUGACUGUAUCAAAUUGAGAAUUUUAUUCAAGGCAUAUAAUAACGAUGCUUUAUCCACCCGGAAGAAAAUUAUGCAUAAUUGUAGAUCGUAGUGGGAUCGAGAAGCAAUACAAAGUGCAUUUGAUUCCCUCGUUCCUGAAGAAAAUUUUUAAACGAUUUGUCAACCACUUGAGGAGAAUGUUGUGCAUCGACGAUAUAUGAUUAUGAGUAAUUUUCGUCGAUCUGGGAAAGAUUAUUUUUGAAUUUACUGAUGUGAUUGCGAUCCCGUUCGCGCACUAAUAAGAGCACUGGAUAAUGUCUCCGACGCAAUGUUAUAAUACCAUGUGUGUUUACACGUGCAGUUUCCUCGAUGUUGAAUUGUAGUCAUAUAAGCCGAUGGAUUAUUCCUGAACCAUUCCCCGUGGUGCUUCUCUGAUUAUUAGAUUUUAGGAUGACCGAGUGAUCCAUCGAUAAUUAUUAAUAAAUUUAGGCGGAUCGAAAAAAGAUCAAAAUUUUACGAUUCAUCAUCAUCGUUAACUGAAAUCUGAUUGGUAUUUAAUAGAAGUCUGAUGUAAAAGUGCUACAAAUUAUACAAAAUUGAAUAUGCUUUUAAACAUUUAUGGUACGUUUGAUAGAGUUCAGGUUCGUGAGAAAAGUUACGGUGAAAAAGUUAUUUUAAAUCUGAAUUUUCUUUCAGAGUCACUUGUCAAAUAAUGCUUUACAAUUGAGAGUGCCUACAGCAGUAUGAAAAUCACAAAUUUUUGCUAUAAUUUUACUCACGCACCAAGAAAAAGUCAUCCUGAAGAUUUUUCGUCGUUCCGUCGAGAAACAAAAAAAGUUCACUCAGGGUACUUUGUAACUAUAUCGAUUAAAUUAUUUGUUGACUAGAAGUAUAUAUUUUUCCACGCUGCGAGAAGUAAUAUUAAGGAGUGGAGUGAAGCCUGUGGCUAAACGUACACUUUUUAAAUGUACUUAUAUUGCUCAUACGCGAUGGACAGUAUUAAGAAAGCAGAGUCUGGAGUAGAAUACAUUCAUUAAUAACAUAUUUAUAUUCAUAAAUCACUAUUUAUAUGACGUUGUUAAAAAUUAUUAUAUUCAAAAUUUAUUUAAUAACGCGUUUUAUUUAUGCAAAGGAAUCGUAUGAGAUAAAAAUAUUCUCUCUAUAGCUAACAAAGUCAUUAUGAAUCGAUCGCUGUCCGACUCUGUUUUCUUAAGUACUAUGUAGCACAACAAAGAACCUUAUUUUUUGCAAAGGUUUUUUUAAUUUCGCAGCGAUGGUAACGCAGUUUUAUGCGUGCAAGAGAGUAUAACUCGUUGUUGAUCGCUCAGAUUUGCACUUUAUUACACGAGAGCACAGAUACUUUUCGUGAUUUUUUCUUUGUAAAUCGAUAAUAGUGAGAAUCUGAAGAUUUUCACGUUCGCGGUAGCAUUUUUUUUGUCAAUGAAAGAGAAAAGUGGAACCAAAGGUUUUAUAAAAGCCCUAUAUUCUGAACACUAAAUAUUAUUUAUAUAUAAAUAUAUAUUUAUACGUUUAUUGUAAAAAGUUAGAUAAAUUUUAUAUUGUUUAAUCUUUUCGAUAAGAAAAAUUUUAGAUAGACACGACGGCGAAUUUUAUUUGAUUUGUAAGCAUCAGCUACAUGAACUAAACAUGUGAAAAUUUCAACGAUCAACUGUGUUACACGAACGUACAAACAAAAGUUGAUACAUACAUAAAAUGUCAAUUAAGUUUGUCGACUCUUACAACUCUUAGCAACAUAUACACCGUGUUUUGGAUUGGAGUUUAAAUUUGGAUUUUGACUCACGGUUCGAUUCGUUAAGACGUUCGAAGUUUCAUACGUAGCAAAACAGUGUUGUUUGUAUUAUCAGUCAUUCACAAAUAUUUUUACGCAAAUAAAAAAGAAACGAUGGUGAAGAAAA
This is a messenger RNA of Nasonia vitripennis (jewel wasp), 4241 nucleotides long. It is a transcript of the gene Hydr2, whose product is annotated as abhydrolase domain-containing protein 2. The coding region runs from base 623 to 1825 and encodes 400 amino acids. Gene Ontology annotation, molecular function: monoacylglycerol lipase activity; acetylesterase activity. NCBI's taxonomy places the organism in Eukaryota, Metazoa, Arthropoda, Insecta, Hymenoptera, Pteromalidae. Gene Ontology annotation, biological process: medium-chain fatty acid catabolic process; medium-chain fatty acid biosynthetic process; acylglycerol catabolic process. The transcript is spliced from 7 exons. Gene Ontology annotation, cellular component: sperm flagellum; sperm plasma membrane. The record is from RefSeq and is a predicted model, not a curated record.